Molecule: messenger RNA, 1686 nt
Organism: Cylindrotheca closterium
Lineage: Eukaryota; Bacillariophyta; Bacillariophyceae; Bacillariales; Bacillariaceae
Source: the annotation of a GenBank genome assembly
AUGGCUGAUGAGAUUGAGGCAAAACAAAUUGCCAAACGAGAAGCUCGCAGGAGUGGGCAUUACAACAGCAUUGUUCCAAACUUGUUGGAGUGGUGGAUGCAGAAUCUAUAUUCAGGAGAUACUGUCGACAAAGCAUUGGAACGCCAUGACCGUAUCCAUACGGGUAACGCGCUUUUUAUUGCAUGGCAAGAACGUUUUCCGGGCGCUUGCAACCAACCUUGCCUGCGGUAUGACGAUCCGUUUAACAAUAACACAGGGACAGCAACUUGUGAAGAUCGUUUUGCCCGCAUUUUCACAUCGAUGAAUUUGGAUAACAGUCAAUUGACAAAGUAUCUCAUUGCCGCAUUUGACACUGAAACAAUGGAAGUGAAUCCAUCUGAAAAAAAUUGGUCUUUACGCAUCUUGGCAAUGCGGAUUUCUUUACAAAAUCCGUUUUCCUUUUUUGGUAUUGAUGAGUUUGAAGCUAAACAAGAUGACAACCAUUUCUUUUCAGGCAAACUGACCAAUCCACGUCUACGCUUGGAGCAUCCCUUGGUGGGCUUUUGGUUAAUUUGCUCCGAGUUGUUUGACUAUCCCUGGAUUAAUGAGUUUCUGUUGGAGUAUUACAACGAUCCGCCAUCCGCAAUUGUCGACGCAAUCAAACAAACAAGAAGUAGCAAGUUGGAUGUUCAACGCAAUUCCGCCAGCUUUGCAGGGGACCAGGUGCAAAACUCAAAUCGCUUUGCAUCUCUACAAAGUGACAAUGACUCGUCCGACGGUAGUGGAAUUCAAGAAUUCGACGAGGUUGAAGUGGUGGCGGUGCAACAGAAUCACCCCAAGGCGCCUGAGUUGUUGGAUGAAGAUGAAGACACUGACGCUGAUGACACUGACGACAGGGAGAACAUUGUGGACGACGCAAUGGAGGAAGACGAUGAUGAUGAACGGGUCAAUAGCAAUGGGGCUAACCCGCACAAUGAGGUCAUGGACGUCAACACUCCACAGUUGACUUCCCAUAACCUUCCGGCAACACAACACUCAGCAGGUACAGGGACCCUUCUGAAUUCUAUGGAGGAAGCCAUCAACAAUUCCCCUAAUGAAUUGAAGCUUCUUCCGAUCUCUGAUACCACAUAUAAGCAACAGAAUCUUUGGAUUCAAAACUCAAUAGAUUUACAUAAUCGCAUUUCAACUUAUUGUGCUCUGUCAACUUACUGUGAUAUGGAAUACGGGAACUGUCCCUACGCGGCAACCAACAGCAAGCCAGGCAAGAAGAAACUACGCACACGCCUUCGCGUCGUCUUCUUGUCUGAGGCUCCGGUCGAGGCCGUCCAAGACUAUCUUCAUACCGGAUUACGUCAAUUGGGGAGAGGCGCUGGGUGCUACCCUUCUCCGUUGCAGUAUGGAGAAAUUGUGAAGAUUGGAUCAUGCUCGUUUAUUCCUGCAGAAGUCAACUUCUCAGCUUAUGCAAUGGAACUGAUGAGACUAUUUGAUUCUGAAGUACCAAUUGGUAUCAAGAUGGACUGGGUUUCUAUUCCGUAUACGGGCCAAGCAAAGUACAAUAAACGGUCCCCCGGAGUGACUAGUCCACAUUGUUUCACUUGGAGGAUUCAUGCGAAGAGAGUUGAUUGCACUUUGAGGUCAAUUCUCCACCCAGCAACUGCAAAACCUGACUUUCCAUUUGCAGAGCGUGUGAAUUCUUUAUGGAUUUAG